AUGAGUUGGGGAGCGGUGUAUUCGGAUGUUAACCAUCGAUGGGAGGCUACAUGGGAGGCCUCGAUGAGCUCUGAUGAUGAAUCUUGGGAAGAAUGGGAGGAGGAAGAGGAGACUGAUGAUGAAGAGGAGGAUGAUGAUAAUAGAAAUGUAAUGUUGCGGCCCCCUCGUCGGGCUAUACCUCCUGAGCGUUGGAUGAGGGGGAGGAUGAUGAUGCCGCCGCCGCCAUCGCCGCCGCCGGGACGUCCACAAUCGGUGCCGUCUAGUAGCGACGACGAUGAUAGUGACUAUGCGUCCCCUCCCUCACCAUCACGAUGGUGGUGCCGCCCUUCCUACACAGAAGAUACGACUGAUGAGUCUGUACAAGAGGACGAGGAAGAGGAAGAGGACGACGAUAGGAGCCCAUCGCCACCGAGGCAGCGCAGGAGGAUCUAUUCUCCACCAAGCCCUCAAGUCCAUCAUAUUAGAGAGUUCAGUCCAGAGUUAUGGAGAUUGGCAGCUGUUGUUGCUCGGGGGGAUUCUCCACAUAGAGAAAGCGAUAGAGGAUGGAAUCCUCAGCCUAGAAACGGGAGGAUGCAUGAAAGGUCGCCUUCAAUUAGAGAUUCUAGUCCUGAUAUGCCACAACGACAACAGUGGGGUUACGAGAGUGGAGGAAAUAUCUCGGAUGACAGUAGCGAGUACGACGAUUCAUUUUCGGACGAUUCAUCUUUGGACGACUCACCACGGCAACUCCAAGAGGGUUGGCGUGCCCCUGCCCCUGCCAUCCAUAUUGAGAUCAGUAGAGAAGGGUUCCAAAGGAUAGGCCCUCAUCCUUUACCGCCGAGUCGGUAUCCACCAUCACCAUCACCACCGACCACCACCACGACAACAGCAAUAAUAGUGGAGUGGCCACCGAUGUUACCAGAGAUAACUGAGGAUAGGAUGAAGAGAUUAUGUGAAGAUCGAGGGUUGGACCCCGACACCUUUAUGUGCCCUAUUACUCGAGCUCCACUGAGAUGCCCUGCAGUGGCAUGUGAUGGGCAUACCUAUGAGAGAGGUGCGAUACAUAGAUGGCUGGCGAGGAAUGAUAAAUCGCCUGUUACUGGUUCGAGGAUGAUGACGAGGUUGGUACCCAACGUUUCGUUAAGAACCCUAAUGUACUCCCUUUUCUUUGACGACAACAACAACAAUAACUGAUCGAUCUUUACUCACAAGGCGCCGCUUUAUCAUUAAUAUUUCU
Messenger RNA from Perkinsus marinus ATCC 50983, 1216 nucleotides. RefSeq lists its product as hypothetical. Gene Ontology annotation, biological process: protein ubiquitination. The record is from RefSeq and is a predicted model, not a curated record. The transcript has 9 exons. Gene Ontology annotation, molecular function: ubiquitin-protein transferase activity. Lineage: Eukaryota; Perkinsozoa; Perkinsida; Perkinsidae. Bases 1 to 1173 code for a protein of 390 amino acids.